AUGGCCGUCGAUCUCUCAUCACCAGACUCAAGCCUGUCGGAGAAGGUGGAAGCUGUCACACGGCAGAGGGAUGACCUAAAGGCGUUGUGUGAGAAGCUGGCCAUGGUCAUCAAGGAGGAGGAGUCUGCACGACGGGGAAUCACGGACGAGUGCACAGCAUUGAGAAAACGGCAGGAAGAUCUUGAGAAGGAACUCGAUCGAGUGAAGGAAAGCUCACAGAAGGAGGCGGAGAAGGCGAUGGUGGAAAAAGAGAACUAUGAGGCAGAGAUUGGUGCUACUAAAAGAGAUAUGCUGGAGCGGGUGAGGGAAUUCGAGGGGAAAAUGUCGACUAUUCGCGAAGAGGUGGAGAACAGCACUUCGGAUAAUCAUAGACUGGCUCAUGAGGUCAUUAGACUGCAAAGGGAGGCGAAAGCUAAGGAGGAGGAGAUGACACGACUGAAGGCGCAGAUGAAGAGUGCUACUGAGGGGUGUAGGGAAGCUGAGGAGAAGGCGAAUGGUAUGCAGGUGGACUUGGAUGCGGCCAGGAAAACUGGGCAGGACAUGAAGUUGGAGUUGGAUCGAUGCCAGUCUAGAGUGGAGGCGCUGAAGACCGAUCUCGGAGCUCAGCGGAAGGCUAGGGCCAAGCUUGAGGCGACGGUGGAGGCCCUCAGGGGCGCAGUUGUUACUGAGAACACUGAUAAGUCUACAGCAAGUCGGGGCCUGGAUGAUGCCAAUAGGAGGAUAGCACUCUUGGAGAAGGAGAAGGAGAGGGCUGAAGGGCAACUGAAGAAGAUGAUGACGAUGGUGAAGGCGUUGGAGGACACCCAGAGCUCGCUACUGUCUGAGCUGGAGGUGACCACGUCCAAGUUGGCGGACGUCGGCAAGAGUGCAACGGCCAAUGAGGAGACGAAUGUCGAUACAUUGAGGAGGGUUGCCGAGCAGCAGCAGGAGAUAGUGCGCAUGCGUACGGCUAUGUUAACCCUUGAUAGGGAGAGGGAUGAGUUGCAAUCAGCUGUUGAUGAUAAGUCAGAGGAAGUGUCGUCGCUGAGGGCCACCAAUAGGGAGCUCAGUGACCGAGUGGGAGAACUGAAUCGUAAAGUGGAGCAGCUGAGGCGGGAGACUGAGGGCCAACAGGUUAACCUCAACACUCGAGAUGAUGAGAGUGCUGCCCUUCAUAGGACUAUCCAAGAACUUCAAGAGGAGACGGUGCGUCUGUGUACGGAGUUGGACGGGUCUCAGCAGGAGGUCCGGAAUAUCACAGAGGAUGUUGCUCACAUGACUAGGGAGAAUCAGUCCCUCCACGCUGAAGUCAUCCGUCUUUCGAGAGAAGCGUCCAACUUUAGGACUGCCUUGGACCAGCAAAAACGAGAUACUCAGACGACAAUCGAAGCUCUUCGAGCUGUGGAACUGGAGAGGGAUGAUAUCAGGGAACUCUAUCAUCAGGCGACUUUGGACGGCCACAGGUUCGAUCCCUGUACACUCCAGGAAGAGCGUGACCAACUGGAGGAAAGCCUGGAUCUGCUGACCAAGGAGAACGAGAAGUUCCAGGCAUCUCUGAGUGAAGCUUUUAAGCAGAAUCAUCGUUUGCAAAUUGAUCUCGAUGCAACUGAGGAUCAGAACCAGCAGCUUCUGAAGCAAUUACGAGAAAUGAACGAUCUGCUAGCCGAACAGCGGCGUAUGGUAGCAGUAGCAGGGGAGGAUAGGAAUCGAGCUGAGGAUGCCUGCCGCCAGCUGAGCACGGCGGGAAAUCACCAAUCACGAGAAUCGGCAAAGUUGGCGACACAGCUCGCAGCUGUGACUGCUGAGAAUCAACGGCUGAGUAGCGAGUCUAGCUUCUCCGUACAGACCCAUCCCGAAUACAUCAGCCUGUGUGAUACGGUGGAACAGCAGUAUAAACUCAUCGGUACGGUGACUGGGGGUUUACGGUAA
Molecule: messenger RNA, 1908 nt
Organism: Perkinsus marinus ATCC 50983
Lineage: Eukaryota; Perkinsozoa; Perkinsida; Perkinsidae
Product: transmembrane protein, putative
Exons: 19
Coding region: 1-1908 (635 amino acids)
Source: RefSeq, a predicted model, not a curated record